GACAGUAUUGGCCGUCUAGCAAGAAGAAUCCACCCUUUUCAAUUUCACAUACAGCUUUACACGACAUGUCCAAGGUUGUAUUGUAUCAAACUAUGUAAAUUUUAGUAUCAUAUUAUAUCUCUUAAAGUUAUUCUCAAAAGAAUAUCAUGUAGAUACCCUUGUUAUUGUCUUCAACUUAGGAAAAUUGCCAAUUAUGUGAAUUAGAGAUAGAAAUGUGUUUGAUUGUUCACUUUCAUUCCUAAAAAUCUCAAUGUCAUAGCUACAACAUUACUCUUUCAAUCUCAACUUCACCAUGAAGUUUCCUUUUUUUGUUCUUCAACUUAUUGCUACUUUUUCACUUCUUGUUAUAGCUCAAGAAGAUCCUAAAGGAAACUCCAAAGAGAAUAUAAUUUCAUCAGAUAAAAAUAACAACAAUUCCAAUCUUUUAUUAUUAAUUCUCAAUGUAGUUCUUCUUCUAGCAAUUAUAUUGCUAUUGAUACUUUACUAUAACACAUCAAAAAAGCUCAACAAAAUAGUAAAGAGACACAUUAACACAUCUUAUAGUGAAUUACAAGAGAAAGAUGUUGAGACAAGAAGUAUUGAGAAGAGGAUAGAGAUAGGAGAAGGAACAACAAUGAUGACAGUUGAAGAGAGAAAGGAACUAAUGUUUUUUAAUGAUGAGAUAAAGUUUCAAAUGGGAGAACUUCUUAAAGCUUCUGCUGAGGCAUUGGGUCAUGGAAUUAUGGGAAAUAGUUAUAAGGCUAUGUUGCAUAAUAAUGGAGCUACUAUUGUUGUCAAGAGGUUAAGGGACUUGAAACCAUUCACUAAGAUGGAAUUUGCAAAGACAUUGCAAAUGAUUGCUGAUCUUAAGCACCCCAAUUUGUUGCCUUUGCUUGCUUAUUACCAUUCUAGAGAUGAGAAGUUGAUGCUCUAUAGAUAUGCACAGAAUGGAAAUCUUUUCUCCAGACUUUAUGAUGGAAGAGAUGGAAACAGGGUUCCAUUCAGUUGGAACUCAAGAUUAUCAGUGGCAAGAGGCGUAGCUCGAGCAUUAGAGUACCUUCACCUCAACAACAAGAUCCAUAACAUUGUCCCUCAUGGAAAUUUGAAGUCAUCAAAUGUAGUAUUUGAUGAAAAUUAUUCAGUUCUUGUAUCUGAUUUUAGCCUUGCCUCUUUAAUAGCACAACCGAUUGCAGCUCAGCAUAUGGUUGUUUACAAAUCACCUGAAUAUGGAUAUGCAAGAAAAGUUACAAAGCAAUCAGAUGUAUGGAGCUAUGGAUCACUUUUAAUAGAAAUUCUAACCGGGAAAGUAUCAGUUUGUUCAGCUCCACAAGGGACUAAUGGGGUUGAUCUUUGUAGCUGGGUUCAUAGAGCUGUUAGAGAAGAAUGGACUGCUGAGAUAUUUGACAAAGAAAUAUCUUGUCAAAAGAGUGCUCUUCCUGGGAUGCUAAGGUUGCUGCAGAUAGCAAUGAGAUGUAUUGAGAGGUUACCAGAGAAACGUCCUGAGAUGAAAGAGGUGGUGAGGGAAGUUGAGAAAAUACAACAGGUGCACUUGUUAUCUGAAGAUGAGGAUGAUGUGUCUUGUGAUAGGUCUCUAACUGAUGAUUCCUUUUCAACUAGUACCUCAGGGAUUAUUGGAGAUGAAAGAUAGAUAGACUGAUAGAUAGAUGAUCAAAGUUUGAAUUAUCCAAAUCUGUAGCGUAUUGUUCUUUUUGUUUUUGGCAUUAAGGUACAGUGCUCCAAAAGAAUAAAGUUGCAUACUUCCUUAGCAUCAA
Molecule: messenger RNA, 1751 nt
Organism: Cicer arietinum (chickpea)
Lineage: Eukaryota; Viridiplantae; Streptophyta; Magnoliopsida; Fabales; Fabaceae
Product: leucine-rich repeat receptor-like protein kinase PXC1
Biological process (GO): protein phosphorylation
Molecular function (GO): ATP binding; protein kinase activity
Source: RefSeq, a predicted model, not a curated record